AUGGCCACGGCACUGAGCGCUGAGGUCCAGCUGAUGCGACGCCGCGUUCGUCACAUCCAUAUUCCUGACCUCCCGCCCAGAUAUGCUCCGCGCGGCCUCGCCCCUAACAUACGUGAUCACAUCGACGCCCAGAUCACCCACCAACGCGCCCUUCAAGAGGAGCCACCACGGCCCGAGGCCAAACAUGGCUUCGCCAGGGUCGCGUCCAACGUCCCAACCUCGUUUACCUCGUGGGUCAAACGAGCUGGCCCACCGCCCACCGUCCUGUCCUUCACCCGUCGUCCUACUUACAUCCUGCCAAAACACCAGGUGGAGAGGCAGGAACCAUGGCAGGUCGAAUACCUCAUGAAGGCCCUCAAGAGCAGGAUGAACGUCCACUUCCCGGAGCCCCCCGCGUGGUCCUCGCUGCCUUGGAGGCCCUUCUGGGAACGGGAAAUGGCAGAGUCUGGCUGGAAGCACGACCCUCUCAAUCAUCAAUGGACCGAUGUUGGCGUGCUCAUCAUGCCCUGCGCAGAGGCGAUGUUCCUCGGGCCCGGGCAGGUGUCUAUUUGGCCCAUCAUUGAUCUCAAGGACGACAUACAACGGGGUUCCGUCACGAUAAAGACAAAAUACGAGUUCGAAAGAAUACUCGAGGAUACCACAAUCGAACUUCUGAAGCGAGAAUUUGGCAUCCAAGCAUUCGCCAUCCCGGGAUCAACUGGUGUCUGGGUCGAGUCAAGGAUUCCGCCCCCAGAGUUCGACCAGGAGCGAAGUGAAGGAGACGACAUAGUGAGUCGCCCAGAAAGCCUUGAUGCCGCAAACCGACGCGCAAACGUGCGACGCAUAGCCACCGUCCACACGUCCUUUACCGACGACAUCACCCAGUGGGGUGUGUCAAUCCACGUCGGUCAACCAGACCCCACAUUGGAGUCCUGGACAAACUCCACAAACCCGUGGACACCUAUACGGCAGCACAAUACCACGACUAGCAUAGCAGCAGAGCUUGCCCACAUGAAGAGCUCCGCGAGCCCCCUAGGUCCGAGCAAGUAUCUGUCCACGUACUACAACCAAAACGCCAUGCCCGCUAGUGCCGGACAGGGUGCCAUGCCUUACAGUCUCAUAAAGACCGGCUCGGGGCGGAGGAGCCCCGCUCCGCUGGGCAUGGACAAUCGAGACAUAUCCACCGCAUGGACGUACGAGUUCGCCAGACAGCUUGGAAUUAAGGAUGGCCACGUGGAUCACUACAGCAUGGUCGAAGCAGACGACAGAUAUGCGACCGAUUUGCCCACAAAGACCUCUGGGGCGGGCUUCAGGUUCAGAGGAGUCUACUCGGAGGAUGUGAUGAACAGCACAUACCGACAGGUAGACGUCCCGCACAUCCUGGUCGGUAAACAUGAGAAAGUGCAUCCGGGAAUUGUGGAGGAAUCGAUGCGCAUAGAACAUAAAGACGGGAGGAUCGACUCUGUCACGCACGACGGAUGGCUGUUGUCCUGGCCAUUGUGGGGGAUGACUCUCACCCGGAAACUUGACGAGGCCAUCUGUGGCGGGCCAAGCGAUACGCGCAGGAAGGUCUACGAAAUGCAGAAGCAAGCCUCCUCGAGGCUGCAGCGCCGCAGGAACGAGCUUAAGCAAGUGAAGGAGGUCGAGGACGCAUGGCGCGCGGACAUGCCUCACCUCGUCCGGCGACCUCUAAGUGACGAAAUCGUAAGAGAGCUGGCCGAUCGGUCGCGCGAGAUGGAGACGAUUCUCAAGACGGUGAGAAUGGGCACAAAGUCUGCGAAGCUGCUUGACAGUACCAUCCAGAUCCGGAGGCUUCUCGAGAAGCGCUUUGCGGGCGCUUUCAGCAGGAACGCAGGCACCACGGAGUCUGCCCGCAGUACCUCUUCAACCAGGAAGGAAAUUUCCAAGCGAGCCCCCGGGCCGAUGCAACCCGCAGACCCGGCUUCACGCUCGAAGAUCAGACCCUCUGAAUCUCUACCAAAUCAGUCGGAGAAAGGACGAAAUAGUCUCGGUGUGUCAGAGGGAGAGAGCAGCACAAUGCCGCCUCGCCAAGUGAAAUUUGAGGAACCGGCCGACAUCACGGGAACGAAGGCCGAACAGCACACUGACAAGCUCCCAGAACGCGGGAGGGAGCCCGUAAAGUUGGGUCUCCAUGCGCGGACCUUGGUGAAUUUUACCAAAACAAGGGCCGAGAAGGACCAGGACGCCGUCAUGAGACGCCUCGACUUGGGCAAGAAGCCCCGUGACGCCGAGAACGACGAGCCGGGGCAAGAGAGGAGACCGACGGAUUCCUCGGGGGAGACCAAGAAGCGCCGGGAGGCUGCCGGCGGGAAGGAGCAAGCGAGCUGGACGCCCAAGGACGCCGGCGAGGGAACACGUGCAGGUCCGCGCACAGCCGCGAGGGCCUCGCCGUACUUGCCGAGCACGCACCAGGUGGGAGGGUUUUGA
Diaporthe citri is the source of this 2427-nucleotide messenger RNA. RefSeq lists its product as uncharacterized. The record is from RefSeq and is a predicted model, not a curated record. The transcript has a single exon. Lineage: Eukaryota; Fungi; Ascomycota; Sordariomycetes; Diaporthales; Diaporthaceae. Bases 1 to 2427 code for a protein of 808 amino acids.